Callorhinus ursinus (northern fur seal) is the source of this 3162-nucleotide messenger RNA. NCBI's taxonomy places the organism in Eukaryota, Metazoa, Chordata, Mammalia, Carnivora, Otariidae. The record is from RefSeq and is a predicted model, not a curated record.
UCUUGCAAAGGCUAUAAACUCCCUUCCCCUCCUUGCCCUACCCACUCCCACUGCCAAGAACACUGAACAGGAAGAAGUGUUUGCUCAGGGAUGCUGCCAAGAUAGAAAGACCAUGUAAAGAAGGAAUGACAGUGCUUGAGCAGAAGGAGCAUAUUCUCUGAAGGUUCCUCUGCCCACCACACCAAGCAUAAGGCCACCAGGAAGAUCCCCACCUGCAAACUAGGCCAGCCUUCCCAAGAGAGAGCAGUAUCUAAUUCCCACAGGCCUCCUCAUCACCUUCAUCAUGAACUGGCACAUGAUAAUCUCUGUGCUUGUCAUAGUGGUGCUUAAAAUUGUUGGAAUGACCUUAUUUCUGCUUUAUUUCCCACAGAUUUUUGGAGAAAGUCAAGUCAACUUCCUUCCCAGAGAGAGCUGUGAAACAGUUCCUCAGACUAUCGGGAGCAGUAAUGUCAGCUUAGUUCCCACAGAGAGCUCCGGAACAGUCUGCUCCAGAGGGUGGUAUUUUCAUCGAAGAAGAUGCUUUUUAUUGUCCCCUUUUGAACUGUCCUGGAACAAAAGCAGGGACUUUUGCAAAACAGAAGGAUCCACUUUGGCCAUUGUGGACACGCCAGGGAAACUGAAAUUUCUCCAGGACAAAACUGGUGCUGAGAAGUAUUUUAUUGGCUUAUACCAGCAAGCAAAGAACAGUUGGCAUUGGAUUGACAACUCCAUAUUCAAUGGCAAUGUUACCAAUCAACAUCAGAAUUUCAACUGUGUGACGAUAGGCCUAACAAAGACAUACGAUGCUGCGCCGUGUGACAUCAACUUCCGCUGGAUCUGUGAGAAGGCAGCCAAAUGAUUGCAGUUCUCUGUGGCCUCUGACAAGAAUGACAAAUAGGCUUUUGGAGAAAGCAAACAAUAUAUAAUUGGGAUUGGUCCAGGAAAUAUAGAAUAUCAAAUUAGUGUAUCAGUCUUUCACAGGUCACUGACAGAGCUCCCUAACAAAUUGCUCCACGGCCCCUCCACAAAUAUACUCGCAUACACACAACAGAGGCAAACUCCCCAUUCUGGGCCAGCAGCUCCCCCGAGGCUCCACUUCCUGUGUCACACCCAUGACACUUAGAUCUGCACCAGGCAUCUAGUCAAUGACCCAUCUAUCUAUGAUGAGAGGUCCUUGCCUAUGUAGGGAAAUGAUCUUCUGCUUUAGGGGACUGGGUGCUAGCCAUGUCCAGGAGACAGGGUCAUUUUAUGGAGACAACUCAGUUGAUAUAGUGACAAAGUCUGUUUCCACAGAACUGAGCAUUUUUGACUGAUCAACAGGGUUUAGGCUGUUGCCAGGUUCUGUUUUAUCCUCAAAGCACAUGCCCCUACUACUGAGGAGAAACUGCAGACUGAGCAGGUAAAAACAAUAUUUAGAGAGUAGCAGGGGCAGAAGAGAGAUAAACUCAGCUUCCUGACCGCACCUCUAUUCCCAAGGGACCCUCGUUCACAUGCUCCCCCAUCCCUACCUCAGGUGGGAUAGCAGAGGCCCUCCUCAGUCUGAAUUGAAGCCAGGCCCAGGGAAGGGUUCCUGGAGCCAAGGUUGGAGCAGAGAAAACAUUGUUCACAGGAAUGGACAGGGGUCUGGCCAGGUCAGGAAUCUCCCAGGAAUCCCUUUGAAAACCAGACAGCCAAGAUGACCAAGCAAACUGAUCAAUGUUUUUCAACAAAGCCCUGAAAAGACACUCAGGCUUAAAUUUUCCUGGUUUUGACCUGAAUCUCCAUUUUAGUAGAUUUUAUUACCUGACCAUGCUUUUUGAGUGUAUUUUAAGAAUUAAUAAUAGUCUCCUGGGCUCCAGUGGUCACAAGAUAUUCCUGCCUGCAGUUUAGAGAGACCCUGCUACCACGUACAGCCUUGUGACCAAAAGAUGUCACAGCCUUAUACUGUUGGCAUCACACCAACUUAGAACUGGUCCAGUUGACCAAGGAGUAAAAAAGAGGAGGACGACUCAAGGAAACAUAGGGUAUAGGCAAGAAGUAGGCAUAUAGUAGGGAGGGAACACCAGAGACAAAUGGAAAUCAUAUGCAGAAGGAAACAGAGUUCAUUUGGCCAUACUGGAAGAAAGGCAAGAAAAGUCUUGGGGCAUCCUGGCUAUUCUCAGCACUUGCAACAAAAUAUCAACCACAUACCCUCCUCAGUAAAUGGAAAGGAAAAAAGAGACACCUCUGUGUUUGGAGUAACAAGAAUUAAGCCAUAAUGAAGGACUGUAUUAAACUAAUGGAAAUUAUAGUCCUCUAAGUAAACUUCUCACCAUUUGUGUCUAAAAACAGCAUACCACAAUGACUGUGUAUAUCAUCAGAUGUAUGACAAAGAAAAUUAUUGUUGUAUUGUCUAUUACAGUACUAAGCUCUGUUCCUAUAUUCCUAGGCUUCAUAAUUUUUAUACAAUUAGCAUGGCCAUUGUAUAAAAUUUAUUUAUAUAUAAAAAUAUAAUUUUUAAAAAAUGAGAUAAUACAUUAAGUGUUAGAAGUUGCUUGAAGGAAGUUACCAGAAAUAAUUUGUGUUUGGGGUGCACUGGAUGUGGUAGUAGCAAGGAAUAAAGGCUACAGUUGAGGCAGGUGUUGGGGGAGAGGCUGAGUCUAUGGUAGAUAAAGAAAGAAACAGAAUUCUACACCAAAGGUAAGUCCCAGAAUCCAGACAACAGAAAGAAAACCACAACCCUUCUGUUUUGAGAAGGGAAGAUUAUGGUUGCCACACAUCCUGUUUUAUGACAGAAUACAUUUCAGACUUCUAUAGUCAGGAAAUGUAGACAUCUAGUAAUUUCCCCCAGGAUGAGGACAUACUUCUGUGAAAGUUCUAAAAAGAGGCCCAGUGGGCUGGGGUGGGAGUAGGGAGCAUAUAGGGAAUAUGGUCCCUUUGGUUUUAAAUUCUUUACUGGAGGGUGCAGGGGUUGCUGGUUCCUUAAGAAGGUAGAUAAAUGUGACCUUAUUGACUGCAGUAGUAUGAGGUGUUUUUGGUUUUUUUUAAAGCAAUGGAAAUUUAGUAAACCACUGGAUUAGAGUUUUUGACUUUGCUUCCAAUAUGUGAAUCUGUAUAGAUUUCUUACUCUUUCUGCCCCUUAAUUUCUUUAUUAUAAAACUUAUACAACGAGGCAGUAAUAACCCUCUCACAGAAUUCUUGUAUAUAUUAAAUAAAAUGCCCACU